AUGUCAAAGUAUGACGCGUUAUCAAAAAAGGGUAACUAUCCACUACCAGCAGCAACUCAAUCACCCGAUGAUCCAGAAGAUAUAGAUGAAUACACAGACGAACAAAUAGCAGUUGUUCAGGUCAAUGCUAAGGCACAAAAUUUACUCUAUAAUGCUAAAAGUGGAGAGGAGUAUGAGAAAAUCUCAAGUUGUGACACAACCAAAGAGACCUGGGAUAAACUGAAAGUUACUUAUGAAGGAACCAGCAAAGUGAAAGAAACUCACAUAAACAUGUUUAGCAAAAUCAUUGGCGAUCUAAAAGCCUUUGGUAAACCCUAUUCAGGUGGUGAUCAAGUUCGAAAAAUUCUAAGGAGUCUACCUACCACUUGGCAGACAAAAGUAGUCGCACUCGAAUCACAAGAUCUAAACAAACUUUCAUAUGAUGAACUUAGAGGAGAUCUUAUAACAUUCGAGAAAACUCAUCUCAAGAAGACAAGCCGGGAAGAAAAGAAGAAAACAAUUUGCUUCAAAUCUACAACUAAAGGACCUGAGAAUGAUGAUGAUCCAAAAGCUCUUGAAGAAGAAAUUGCUAUGGUAUCAAGAAACAUGAAUGGGUUAAUGAGAAGGUAUAGAAAUACAAGAAGGGGAAGAAUGCCAUCUAGGCGAACGAGGCAAUACAAUAAACAAGACAAGAAUGAUAGGAAGGGUUAUGAGUGUGGAAGCUAUGGGCAUGUUCAAGUUGAAUGCCCAGAUCUUAAAAGAAAAGUCUCCAGAGGAUUCAGCAAAAACAAAUCCUUCGGAAGUUGGAGUGAUGAAGAUAAUUCAGAACAUGAAGAAAUAGAAAAUCUAUGUUUCAUGACUAUCCUGGAAAAUGACAUGAACAAAUACUCUGCUGCUGGACUGAUGAAGAUACAUCAAACGAUGAAUGCAAGGAAAAUACUGAAAACUGUUUCAUGGCACGAGGUGAAACAAGCGAGAGAUGUACUUCAAGAUGAAGUUCAGGAAUUGCAAAUGCAACUUAAUGGCAUGCGCAAGUUCACCAGUCACAGUUCUGUCAAGUCUAACCAGGCGACUUACAAGUCAACUGGAAAAGGACUUAUUAGAACUGAGUCCACAGGUGAUGAAGACAUAAGUCAAGAAGUAUCACAGACAAAUACACCACAGAAGUCGACUGAUAUCCCACCUACAGUCACAGAAUCGACUAAUGAACUUUUAAUUAAUCUUGUUGAACCACAAAAGGAGUCAACUAAUUUUUGCAGUUGGAACUGGACUACAUGA
Messenger RNA from Nicotiana tabacum (common tobacco), 1257 nucleotides. Lineage: Eukaryota; Viridiplantae; Streptophyta; Magnoliopsida; Solanales; Solanaceae. The record is from RefSeq and is a predicted model, not a curated record.